This is a messenger RNA of Halichondria panicea, 3202 nucleotides long. Its product is annotated as calponin homology domain-containing protein DDB_G0272472-like. Gene Ontology annotation, cellular component: plasma membrane. Gene Ontology annotation, molecular function: metalloendopeptidase inhibitor activity; protein binding. The record is from RefSeq and is a predicted model, not a curated record. Gene Ontology annotation, biological process: extracellular matrix organization. The transcript is spliced from 10 exons. The coding region runs from base 51 to 3074 and encodes 1007 amino acids. Lineage: Eukaryota; Metazoa; Porifera; Demospongiae; Suberitida; Halichondriidae.
CUGUAGCUAGUGCACUGAUAUGAUAGUCAUAGCAACUCAACCUCAGGGAAAUGGAUUCUCUAAGGAAAGAUAUGCUGUCUCUUGCAGCUAUUGUGCUGUUCUUUCUGGCGUUUGGAGGAGCUUCAGCAGCUAAUGUGGAACAAGAUCGUCUUGCUCCAUAUAUCGGCACUAUGAAAGGCAGUCACCUUUUGAACAAGCCUGAGGAAGCAUCUCUUAUCAAUGAUGCUACUACUAGAAGCAGACGUGAUGUGUUGAGACCUAUCAAAAAGUUGCUUGGAUUGAUACCAAAAGAUGAUUUGAAAGCAGAAGAGAAAAAAGUGGAGAAAGAAAUUGCUGUUGUAGAGACGGCAGAAGAGAUGCUUGAGUCUGAUUUAAACCGCAUGAAGCAUUCUAAGCACAACUCUGCCGAUCGUGAGAAAAUUAAAAUUGAAGUAGAUGCCUUGAAAAAACUUGAUACUGAUCUGGUGAAACGAAAUGAACUAAUUCAAGACACAAUUGAGAAUGAUGAUCAAUAUGAGAACAUGGAGAAUGAAAACAUGCAGAAUGAAAACAUGGAGAAUGAAAACAUGGAGAAUGAAAACAUGGAGAAUGAAAAUAUUGAUACAGAGUACAAUUAUGAAGGGAGGUUUGAACAAAGCGAUUCUGAAGAAUAUUCUCUCAGUUCAAGAGGUGAAAUGGAUAAUAGCAUGAGCAGAAGUGAUGAAGACAGCAGCAAUAGUGAUGACAGUGAGUAUGACGAUGAAAGUGACUAUGACGAUGAAAGUGACUAUGACGAUGAUGAUGACGAGGAUGAGUAUGAGGAUGAUGAGGAUGAUGAGUACGAGGAUGAAUCUGAUGACAGUGAUUAUGAAAUGAGUAUGAGUGACUAUGAUGAUUCAACUGAUCGCAAGAAACGAGCGGACGAUGGGACGAAAAAGAAGAAGAAAAAUCAUUGUCGCAAAUGGUACAGGAUAAAUAGGAAGAAACUGAUGGAAGAAGAGAACCAGAAGAAAAUGGCAGAAACGGAAGCAAAGAUAGAAAAAGAAAAUAAAAAGAAAUUGAUGGAAAAGGAAAACAAGAAAAACUUGAUGAUGGACAACAAAAAGAAGAUAGAAAAGGAGAAUAAGAAAAAGAUAGAAAAAGAAAACAAGAAGAAAAUUAUAGAAAAAGAAGAAAAGAAGAAAACGAAAGUUAAGGAACACAAGAAAAACAAGGAAAAGAUAGAAAAGGAAGACAAAAAGAAGACAGAGAUAGAAAAGGAAGACAAGAAGAAGGCACACCACCACGUGCACAGUGAUUCAAUAUCCCUAUCAUCUGAUAAAAAAUGUAUGUUGACACUUGAUGUCGUAGCAUCUUUGUACAAACCUUCUUCAGACAAAAUGAAAGUUCACAGUCGACGUAAACAGCGAGAGGCAGAUACAGUACGUAUGAACAUUAGAUCUCUGAUAGGGAGAAUAUUGGCUGGAGUGCGCAAGGCUGAGAAGGGGGAGGGGCUGAGCCUAUCAGAGGCACGUGAUUUGCAAAAAGACGUUUGGAGUUUGGAACAGAAGGAGAAUGAAAUCAUAAACGACUUGAUGGCCGUCGCUAAUGGAGGAAAGCAACUGGACGAGCUAGAGAUGAGAGUGGCUGUAGUCCAGUUACUGGAGGAGCUCGACUCUAAACUAGAGCGAAGGAUAUCUGAGCAGAAACUACAUCGAGUAUCUAGAAGUGUAGCUCAACCUAAAACUCUAACCAAACGAACUGCCACUUGGGUGAGUGCUCUCAUGAAUCAACAGGAUGUGGAGGUGAUGCCAGUGGAGACUCCAGCCGAUAAUGGGAAGACCUACCAUCAUCGCAACGGACAGAAGACUGAUCGUGAGAAACGAAAGACUCACAAACAUCACAAGACACACAAGCACAAACCUCACACAAGUACAACUCCUGCAGGACAAAAGGACCUGAGCAGGUGUGCUCGGUGUGAGGAGAUGGUGGGAGAGGAGGUGUGUGGAGGGAAUGGCAAGAACUACAACAGCCUCUGCCAUGCUGUCAACUGUGGGGGACUCCUAGUGGAUGAUAUUAGAGUGGGACCUUGCCGUGUGGAUGAUGUGUGUGCUGGUGUUGAGUGUAAGGAUGGUGAGUGUGUCCCCCUCACAAAUGGCGUCUGUCUCUCUCUAUACUCUGCACGCAAGAGACUAUCCUGCAGGCAGUACAUGUGUGUAUCUGAGGGUGCGUGUACAUCAGAUGUCCAUUCCCACGUGUGUGGUGUUAAUGGCAAGACCUAUCCGUCCCUGUGCUACCUCCACAAGGCUGAGGUACAGCUUGCCUACUCUGGUGUCUGCAGACCAGGGUUGUGCAGAGGGAGUGUGUGCGGUCGCGAUGGAGUCACUUACACAUCUGUCUGCCAUGCACGAGCUAGUGGCAUGAGAGCAGACUAUCCUGGAGACUGCUUUGCAGAGAGUAAGUACUCCAAGGUCCAUGGCUGUGCUGAUAUAAUGACAGCUGGUCGCUGCCCCAAACUACCGUGUGAUCGUCCUGUGCGUCCUAAAGACUCCUGCUGUCCCCUCUGUGGAGGUGCGCUGGUGGUCCACCCUGACACUCAAGCUAUGGCCGCUCUUAUCUCCACAUGGAAGGAUAUCAACCACAUGUACAUUAUUGAGAACUUUCUACGCAAACUACUAUCUCCUAAAGCUUCUAAAAACUGUGAACUAUCCGCUACACUCACCAACACUGGCAAUAUAUCCGUGGUCCUCGAAUCUUUGAAAGGUGGUGAUUAUUCUAUUUGCACAGCGAGUGCUAAGCAACUAGCUAAAGAGAUUAACGGACAUUAUCCUGCUCUGGAGGAUAGCAUGCUACGACCAAUGGCUAAGACGGCAGCUUUGUUGGGAGCUUUGAAUCCACUGGAGCAAGCCACUAACUGGUUGCAAGAUACUCAAGCCAGUAUAGUGGGUGGUGUCCAAGGAACGGUCAGAGAUGGUGUUAAGUACGCUGACCAACAAACCUCAGAUCUAGAAGACGAGCAUCUCUAUGGCAACAGUGGUAGCCUACCUACGUAUACUGGUAACAAACUAUUCAAUAUUGUACUAGCCUCAGGUAUCAUUGUCAUGUACCUUGUUUAGUCUCACAGAAAAACAACAACUUUAUCUCAUGUAAUUAUUAAUUAUUCUGCAUUGUACAUAAUUAGUAUGCAACAAAACAUUAUUAUUAUGAAAUUGAAAUUAUUAUGACUAUGAUAAUUAUGUUUGGG